AUGUCUAAGAGGAUGAUUGUGGAUGCCUUGGCUAAUAUGGCCAAUGCCAUUGCACAGGAUGCAGACAACCGGACUGCGGAAAGAGUAGCACAAGAGAACCGAACAGGUAAUGAAGAUGAGUUAAGGCUCGAGAGAUUCUUGAAGAAUCAACCACCUACUUUUGCUGGAGGAUACGAUCCAGAGGGAUCUCAGAAGUGGUUAGAGGAUGUUGAGAGGAUCUUUAAGGUCAUGAGAUGCACUGAGGAACAAAAGGUUAUUUUGGGUACUUAUAUGCUAAGAGAAGAAGCCGACCAUUGGUGGGAUAACGCAAGUCAGAGACUUGGAGUUGGAGGUGUUGUGGUUACUUGGGCAAUGUUCAAGAGGGAAUUUUUGAUCAAGUAUUUUCCAGCUGAUGUGAAGAAUAGAAAAGUGAUUGAGUUUAUGGAGUUGAAAUAA
Messenger RNA from Trifolium pratense (red clover), 435 nucleotides. RefSeq lists its product as uncharacterized. The coding region runs from base 1 to 435 and encodes 144 amino acids. NCBI's taxonomy places the organism in Eukaryota, Viridiplantae, Streptophyta, Magnoliopsida, Fabales, Fabaceae. The transcript has a single exon. The record is from RefSeq and is a predicted model, not a curated record.